AUGACCAUGAUGAUCUGUCUUUUCAGACAGGUCUUAGAGGUACCCUUCAGAACCUGAACUGGAAAAUACAGCUGGAAUCCAGUAGUACUCUGCCUGUCUCUCUGACUGAAAUCAAAAGCAGCGUGUUCACUGUGAAGAGACUUUUCAGCACUUCACAUUCAUCAGUGGAUUCAAAGGAAAUGAAAAAAUUCCAGCUCCUUGCGCAUAAGUGGUGGGAUGAAGAAGGAGAAUAUUCAGCCCUUCAUUCUAUGAAUGAUAUUAGAGUGCCAUUUAUUAGAGAUACUCUGUUGAACAUGAGUAGUAAUUAUCAUUUGGGAAAUCCACUUUCUGGAGUAAAGAUUCUUGACGUUGGCUGUGGCGGUGGACUGCUAAGUGAGCCUCUAGGUAGACUGGGAGCUUCAGUUACUGGAAUUGAUCCUCUGGAGGACAACAUUAGAACAGCAGAUCAGCACAAGUCAUUUGAUCCGGUCCUGGCCAAGAGAAUACAGUACAAGUCCAGUUCACUGGAGGAGAUUGUGGAAGAGUCUAUGGAAACCUUUGAUGUAAUUGUAGCUUCUGAAGUAGUGGAGCAUGUGGCUGACCUUGAAAUGUUUAUCAGGUGUUGCUCUCAGGUGUUAAAGCCUGAAGGUUCUUUAUUCAUUACUACAAUUAAUAAAACGCAGUUGUCCUAUAUCCUGGGAAUUGUGGUUGCAGAAAAAAUACUAGGCAUUGUGCCAGAAGGAACACAUGAGUGGGAGAAGUUUGUUACCCCCGAAGAGCUGGAGCGCCUCCUGGAAUCAAAUGGCUUUUCAGUCAAGACUGUGAACGGGAUGUUGUAUAAUCCCUUCUGGGGGUUGUGGAGCUGGAUGGAAAGCACGAGCAUUAACUAUGCAGUGCAUGCUGUCAAAUCUGGGGCUCAGGGACAGUCAAGCCCAACAGAUGCCCUGUCAGAGAUGGAGAGUGAACAGCACUCCGCCACAGCUGGCACUGCUGUGUGACUGAGAUGUGUGGUGAUGGACUGCCAUCAGGAACAGAAAAGGUUUUACCCAGACGGACAUAAUAAAACCUUUUGUA
Molecule: messenger RNA, 1053 nt
Organism: Pterocles gutturalis (yellow-throated sandgrouse)
Lineage: Eukaryota; Metazoa; Chordata; Aves; Pterocliformes; Pteroclidae
Gene: COQ3
Product: coenzyme Q3 methyltransferase
Exons: 6
Biological process (GO): ubiquinone biosynthetic process
Molecular function (GO): 2-methoxy-6-polyprenyl-1,4-benzoquinol methyltransferase activity
Source: RefSeq, a predicted model, not a curated record